AUGCCCCGCCAGCACGCGGGCGGAGAGGAGGGCGGCGCCGCCGGGCUCUGGGUGAGGAGCGGUGCGGCGGCGGCGGCGGCGGCGGGCUGGGGGCGCGCGGGCUGCGGCAUGAAGGAUGUGGAGUCGGGCCGGGCCAGGGCGCUGCUGAACUCGGCGGCCGCCGGGGGCGACGGGCUGCUGCUGCUGGGCACCCGCGCGGCCGCGCUGGGCGGCGGCGGCGGCGGCCUGCGGGAGAGCCGGCGGGGCAAGCAGGGCGCCCGGAUGAGCCUGCUGGGGAAGCCGCUCUCCUACAGCAGCGGCCAGAGCUGCCGGCGUAACGUCAAGUACCGGCGGCUGCAGAACUACCUGUACAACGUGCUGGAGAGACCCCGCGGCUGGGCGUUCGUCUACCACGCUUUCGUUUUUCUCCUUGUCUUUGGUUGCUUGAUUUUGUCAGUGUUCUCCACCAUCCCCGAGCACACAAAGUUGGCCUCAAGUUGCCUCUUGAUUCUGGAGUUUGUGAUGAUCGUUGUCUUUGGUUUGGAGUUCAUCAUUCGAAUCUGGUCUGCAGGCUGCUGUUGCCGGUACAGAGGAUGGCAAGGAAGACUGAGAUUUGCCCGGAAGCCCUUCUGUGUUAUAGAUACCAUCGUUCUCAUCGCCUCCAUAGCGGUAGUUUCUGCCAAAACUCAGGGUAACAUCUUCGCCACGUCGGCGCUGCGCAGCCUGCGCUUCCUGCAGAUCCUGCGCAUGGUGCGCAUGGACAGGCGCGGCGGCACCUGGAAGCUGCUGGGCUCCGUGGUCUACGCGCACAGCAAGGAAUUAAUCACAGCUUGGUACAUAGGAUUUUUGGUUCUGAUUUUUUCGUCUUUCCUUGUCUACCUGGUGGAAAAGGACGCCAACAAGGAAUUCUCCACCUACGCGGACGCACUCUGGUGGGGCACGAUAACAUUGACCACAAUCGGCUAUGGAGACAAAACCCCCCUGACCUGGCUGGGAAGGCUGCUCUCUGCGGGCUUUGCACUCCUGGGCAUUUCUUUCUUUGCACUUCCUGCUGGCAUUCUUGGCUCAGGUUUUGCAUUAAAAGUACAAGAACAGCACCGCCAGAAGCACUUUGAGAAAAGAAGGAACCCAGCUGCCAGCCUCAUCCAGUGCGUUUGGCGUAGUUAUGCAGCCGACGAGAAAUCUGUCUCCAUUGCAACCUGGAAGCCGCACCUGAAGGCCUUGCACACCUGCAGCCCCACCAAGAAAGAACAAGGGGAAGCAUCAAGCAGUAAGGUCUGUAGUCAUAAGCAGAAGCUCUUCAGAAUACACACCUCAUGGAAGCAGAGCCAGAAGCUCAGCUUCAAGGAGCGCGUACGCAUGGCGAGCCCGCGGGGCCAGAGCGUCAAGAGCAGGCAGGCCUCGCUGGGCGACAGGCGGUCCCCCAGCACGGACAUCACCACCGAGGGCAGCCCCACCAAAGUGCAGAAGAGCUGGAGCUUCAACGACCGCACCCGCUUCCGGCCCUCGCUGCGGCUCAAGAGCUCCCAGCCCAAGCCGGUGGCAGAUGCUGACACGGCGCUUGGCACCGACGACGUGUAUGAUGACAAAGGAUGCCAGUGUGACGUGUCCGUGGAGGACCUCACCCCACCACUGAAAACUGUCAUUCGGGCGAUCAGAAUUAUGAAGUUUCACGUCGCAAAACGGAAGUUUAAGGAAACAUUACGCCCAUAUGACGUAAAAGACGUCAUUGAACAGUAUUCUGCUGGUCACCUGGACAUGCUGUGCAGAAUUAAAAGCCUGCAAACACGUGUGGAUCAAAUUCUUGGAAAAGGGCAAAUCACAUCAGAUAAGAAGAGCAGAGAGAAAAUAACCGCAGAACAUGAGACCACAGAUGACCUCAGCAUGCUCGGCCGAGUGGUCAAGGUUGAAAAGCAGGUCCAGUCCAUCGAGGCCAAGCUGGACUGCCUGCUGGACAUCUACCAGCAGGCCCUGCGGAAAGGCUCCGCGUCGGCCCUCGCACUGGCCCCCCUGCAGACCCCGCCUUUCGACUGUCAGCAGACCUCGGACUAUCAGAGCCUGGCCCCGCCCGGCGGCCGCCUGCCCCGCUCGGCCAGCGCGGGCCUGGCUCGGGGCCUGCAGCUCAUCCUCACGCCUGGCGAGCUGGGGGCGCAGACCUUGUACGCGCUGAGCCCCCCGGCGGCCCAGGGGCCCGGGAGCCCGGGGGACGGCCCGGCAGCGGCGGGGGUGGGCGCGGCCCGGCCGGUGGCUCCUGCCACCCUGCAGAUCCCGGCCCCGCUGCCCGCCCUGGGGGCCCUGGCCCCCGGCCCCGCGGGCCCGCACGAAGGCCUCCCCGACGUCUCCGCCCGCCUCGAGGCCACCAAGGAGCGUGCGCUGCGCCAGAGCCUCGACCUGGACGGCGCGGCCCUGCUAUCUGUCCGGCCCGCGGCGGCCCAGGACCGGGGCAAGUCGGCGUCGGUGCAGAACCUGAUCCGGUCCACGGAGGACCUGGACGUGCCGCUGUCGGGGAGCGAGUCCAGCGGCUCCAGGGGCAGCCAAGAUUUUUACCCCAAAUGGAGGGAAUCCAAAUUGUUUAUAACUGAUGAAGAGGCGGGCCAGGAGGAGACCGGGUCGGACGCCUUGCACGCGGGGCCGCCGGCCCGGGAACCCGCCCUGGCGUCGGACUGUCUCAGGACUGGACGGUCCCGAUCAUCUCGGAGCGCAGGAGCCGCGGAGGCCCUCGGCCGGGCCCAUGCCAGGCUAAAAUGAGGCCCUCGCUCGCUUCCCUUGCCCCGCAGCCUCUCAGCCAUACACGUCGCUGCAUGAACUCUUCGGGAAGCCCUUCUCAAAAGUUGAAUGCCCAAGAAUCAGGAAGAGCAGGAAAGGCAGUGUCCAAGCCCGUUACCUUUUAAUUGCAUGACAAUGCAUGUUCAGGGGACGGCUGAACUUCCCAGGUAGGACAACAUUACCCCUCAUUCAGGAAGGUACCUCGCGUUAAAACUCCUGAGAAAUCAACACUGCUGGUGCUGUGGUGUGUGUGAAAAUGUCAAGGUCAGGUCGUUUAUAAGAUUGGACUCUGUCUUUUGAAAUGAUGGGAGUAAGCGCCUUCAGAUUUCAGGCAUUUCUGCUUUGUGGUAAAACACAGAAUACAGGUUCAGAAUUAGGCCAUGACGUGCGUACACGUAAACAUAGUAUCAGCUGCUGAUAGGGUGUCCAGUAAAGCAGAAUUGGGGAAUCACAGAAACGGCUGCCUGUCCAAGACGUACUUGCCAACCCGUUCCUAUUCAGGCAUUUUAUUAUUAAUGUAAUUUGAAUGUCAAUUCGUGUGCUUUUGGUGACUUAACGCUGUGGCCAGCAACUUUGCACGUCAUUUUCAUGUUCUUUAUGACGAGAAUGUUCUUCGGUUAGAAAAUGUGCAAACAGUGAAAGUCAAGGCCAGUGGGGCAAAUAGGCUGACUCUGACACAUCUGACUUCAGUGGAAACGUACUCCCUGAUGGCUCGCUCCAUCAGCUGCUACACAAGCAAACCAAGUCCUGAGAAGCGGACAGCCGGCCAGGCAGGGCUGAUCCGUGUGUCCUGCAGCGCUCUCCACUACAGGCAAGUGCGAGAGGCUCUUCCCACGGCUGAUACACACGCAGGAUCCUGGGAGCAGACGUGUGAGUGAGACGGGGAUGGAAAAGGCUUGAAAAGAAUCCAGACACGACACCGGGAAACAAGUGAGCUCAAGAAAACGACUUCCCCCUCCAGGGCCGUGAGAGGGAGGGAAGCAAACCAAAAGGAAAGACCUUGAUUUUUUAGAAAACGAAUAUUGCUAAGGAAUUCAACUACCUAAACAUCCCUUAUUCUUAUAUAUAAGCAGAGAAUUUUGAAAGGCAUUCAUUUUUUAAUAUGCCCUGAAUGUCUUUUGCUAUUAGGUAGUACAUUUUGCAUAUGGAAGGCUAAAACUAAACGUCCUUUACUUUUUAUACUGUAGUGCACAUUUUCUAUUCUUCCCAAGAAUGUUGCCCCCAAUCUGAAAUUACUGGCUCAGUUUCCUGGUACAAACAUUUUAUGGUUCAAAGUCAGGUAACACUGGCGGGGUCUGCGAAUCAAAGCACUUAAUAAUACAGCAUGGCAGCAAAAAGACCAAGGGACACCAAAAGAGAAAUGUAUGUACCAGAUAGCAAGCAAAGUUGACCGCUUGUUAGAAACCAGCCUCGCUAGCCCAGACCGUCAGAACUUCUGCCAAGGUAACGGCACCCAAAGGGCCAGGAGAAGCGAGAGAACACUGGUUAAACUCUCACCACAGAAGGACUUAAAAAGAAGAGUUUUUUCCUUGGCGGUAGUGCUGCCUCCGGGAAAACUUUCCCAGCGGCCAGGAGGACCAAGCAGGGCUGUCGCCGGCCACCCAGAGGCCAGAAGAUGCCCUGACACCCGCCAAGUCCCUCCCAACUCUCUCCCCAGCCGGGUUUCUCCACCCCAGGCUCCCCCCGCGACUUUUCUUCUCCACAGGCUUAUGGACUCCCUGCCACAAGUUCCCUUCUGGACUUCACCAGCCGACAUCCCCAAGUAAACCGCUUCUCCACUCAUCCAAAAUGCGCUUCUCAGCCUUUUAAGACCCUGUCCUUUUUGAUAAACACUGAAAUUUGGCAAGAUUCCUCUUCUCGCCCCACCGGGAUCCUAGCACACUCCCCCGGAGCAUGUCAUUCAGCGUGUGCUUGGGUGCUGGAGAUAUGCAGAAGAGAGUCUAAAUUUGACACUCCAGUUAAGAAGAGGUUCUCAAGCUUUCGAAGCCAUUAUUUUCAUUUUCGAAACACAGAGUGUUAGUAAAGUAUUAAAUGCAAUGUUUCAUCUACCCAUGUAUCCACUCAAAGUUGUGAUCCAUCCUCCCAAGGAGGUUGUACACAAGAACACACACACACACCCCUACCCCUCCACUGACCCGAAGCCAGACCCCCGCUGUGCACGGCAGGCCUCUCCAGGUGUUGGCCGAGGAAGAGGCAGGAGAUAGCAGCUUUCAGGUAGCACUGAGUCUUGGACACACUCUGUCCGGGUCACACCCCACUGGCAGCAGGAACUCUGAAUGUACGGGGGACCCCUCUGGCCCCUUCAGGCCUCAGACACAGUACAGUUCAUCCGGCGUUGCCGAAGACGGAAGAUUCAGAAACAAACCUAAGCCCAUCACUUAGGGUUACCCACAGCCCCACGUGGUAAAUCACGUUAGGAAAAGCUUUCAUACAUCCAAGCCAUGACCAUUUUGUGUCUGUCUUACUCUAUAGCGCAAAAAGUCCUGGAUGUCGAAAGCCGGUUGUCUUGUGUGAAAACUGGAGGGUUGUGUCUGCUCUGUUCCUCUCGGCGGAGCCGAGAGGGGCCUCCCACUCACACUUAGCAAAGUCCCUUCGGUCAACCCCAGACGGCGUCUCGAAGCACAAUUCAGCUGAGCGCUUAUCAGCCGCCGGCUUUCUCGGUCCGUGUUCGUCUGCCUUCUGCAGUUCGUGGGGCUGAUCAAGCUACCGCUUCCUGGCAAACAUCCCUUCUAGGAGGUGAACUGAGAAACUUUGCUCUGUCUGAUCUAAAUGUUUGCAUUGUGUUCAACUAAAUUAACACCUGUAGAUUGCAAGUUUCGUUUAAAGAAGACACUUGACUGAGUUUUUAAGUCUUUAUCUCCUGUUCUAAGGUGCCUUUCUUGCCUCCCCUUGGCUCAGUGAUUCUGAACAUUCUUAAUUUGCCAGUAAAACAAGUCUAACAGAGAGGAGGAAAUCAGGCACAAAGUGACUAAUUCUCAUGCCUGUUUGCAAAGCAAACUAUAAGGAAGGAUGCAAGUGAGCAACUAAGUGAAUAGGUCACUUCAUCCAGAUUGAGAAAAUAUCAUAAAUGUUAACUUAUCUCCCCAGAAGCUAUUUUUUGCCUUAAAAUGACAUGGUUGUGUUUUUGUAAGAGAAACUUAAUUUAAUAUAAUUAUGUGCAUUUAAGUGAGCAGUUCUGGAAGUCGUGUAUGACAAUGCAGUUGUCUGUUUCCUGAAAACAAAUAAAUCAGGAAUAUCAUAUCCAUUUCAAGCUACCAUUCAAAUGUAAUUUCCUUUGCUCUCUUUUACUGGGAUUAUUUGUUUUAAAGUAAAACAUUAAAAAGAUGUCUAUAAACA
This is a messenger RNA of Lagenorhynchus albirostris (white-beaked dolphin), 6081 nucleotides long. It is a transcript of the gene KCNQ5, whose product is annotated as potassium voltage-gated channel subfamily Q member 5. Gene Ontology annotation, molecular function: voltage-gated potassium channel activity. Gene Ontology annotation, biological process: transmembrane transport; potassium ion transport. The transcript is spliced from 15 exons. Gene Ontology annotation, cellular component: membrane. Bases 1 to 2727 code for a protein of 908 amino acids. The record is from RefSeq and is a predicted model, not a curated record. Lineage: Eukaryota; Metazoa; Chordata; Mammalia; Artiodactyla; Delphinidae.